This is a messenger RNA of Gastrolobium bilobum, 576 nucleotides long. Its product is annotated as GRF1-interacting factor 1-like. Gene Ontology annotation, molecular function: transcription coactivator activity. Gene Ontology annotation, cellular component: nucleus. The record is from RefSeq and is a predicted model, not a curated record. Gene Ontology annotation, biological process: cell population proliferation; positive regulation of transcription by RNA polymerase II; leaf development. NCBI's taxonomy places the organism in Eukaryota, Viridiplantae, Streptophyta, Magnoliopsida, Fabales, Fabaceae. The coding region runs from base 1 to 576 and encodes 191 amino acids. The transcript has 4 exons.
AUGUUCAACGGUGACCCUCCUUUGCCCUCUAUCCCUAACCCCACCACCGAGCAGAUUCAAAAGUACUUGGAGGAGAAUAAGGAGCUGAUCCUAACAAUAUUGGAAGCUCAAAACCUGGGAAAGUUCACCGAGAUCGCCCAAUGUCAAGCCAAGCUUCAGCAUAACUUGACUUUUCUUGCCAAACUGGCCGAUGCUGGGCCUCAGGCACAGAUACAUUCUCAGGGGCAAGGCAUGCAGCAUACGCAGGUAGCAAUGUCUCAGCAACAACCAAAUCUUUCUACCUCAAACUUGUCUUUGGACAUGAUUGAUCAGCAUCAGCAGCACCAACAACAACAUCAUUUGACAAUGUCUCUACAACAACCUGAUCUAUCUACUUCAAAGUUACCUUUUCAGAUGAAUGAGCAGUACCAUAAGCUACCAGCUUUCUUCCAGCAAAAUCAACUUAUCCAUGGACCAAUGGUUAGCUUUCCUGGUACAAAUAGUGGCAUGUUUCAGGCAUCGCAGACCAGACCUGGUUAUCUGCCAGAUAUGCCAGCAAGUAACCAUGGUUCAGAUGUUGGUCCUGGUUGGUCUUAG